Messenger RNA from Fusarium coffeatum, 1125 nucleotides. RefSeq lists its product as uncharacterized. The record is from RefSeq and is a predicted model, not a curated record. The coding region runs from base 1 to 1125 and encodes 374 amino acids. NCBI's taxonomy places the organism in Eukaryota, Fungi, Ascomycota, Sordariomycetes, Hypocreales, Nectriaceae. The transcript has a single exon.
AUGGCCUCCGAAUUGAAAAAUGGCCGCCGGCGGGCUACCAGCAGCGCCGCUACCAGACCAGGACACACAAGACGAAAGUCCAGGGCCGUUAUCCAGCCAAAGUCAUCUCAUACAUCAGACGAAUUUCUUCAAGACUUCCUGGACCCAACAUUUGAUCCCGCAACUUUCCUAAAUGCGACCCUGCCGCCAUUGCAGCAGCGUUCUGUACCUGGUCGAACAGGGUCGGAUAUUGCCCCUCUUGCUGAACUGUCCACACAAGCCCAGACUCUUAUUUCGCAACUUAAUGCUCAGACUUCACGAUUAUCAACUACUCUCACACAUCUCACCGAUGACAUUCUGAGAAGUGGGAGCCGUUUGGCUUACGAGGUGGAGUUACUGCGUGGCGAGACUUUGAGUUUGCAGGAGACGAUGAACGAGACACUUCAGGACGACAUCAAGAAGUUUGUCCCGGAAGGGCUGCAAGAAGCUAUUGAGGCAAAGAACGCUGCGGCUGCUGCGGCCAAGGAAGACAAGAGCGCGGCACCGUCAACAACUGCCGCUGGCACUAGCAGCGAUUCGGCAAACCCAGAUGACCCGGAGUUCCUCAAACAGCUACAAACAUUGACGCUCGUACGAUCACGGCUGGACUCAGUCAUCAAAACCUUCGGCGAUGCUAUGGAAUUUGUCUUCCCACCCUCAGAAAUUUCAGUUAGUUCCGGCUUCUUAUCAGUAUCAGCACCGGAACCUGGCUCAGCACAGCAGAGCUCGGAAGAGAAGGGCAAAGAAGUGCUACAGAACAUCCGGAAUGAGAUAUCAGACCUAUUGAACAAGUCAGAGGACCCUAUUCAAGGCAUUGAGAAGGCGGCGCAGAGAAUUGAGCAGCUCAAGGAGCUUUCACUGGUGUGGAAGGACACAGCAGAGGAGAAGGGCAGGAACAAAUUUAUAGAGAGUCUGGCUAAGAUGGUGGAAGACAAGCAUCGGGAUCUAAUGAGGGAAAUGGAACAGGCUACAAAGGAAAAGGGCAAAGUUGAGUCGCGAUCACGGAAGGGAAGUGUCACGAGAGAUGCUGCUGUGGUGGAAGAUACCAAAUCACCAGGUGGUUUUGGUCUAAUUAGCCAGUUACACAAGCUUAGAGGAGGUCUCUGA